This is a messenger RNA of Lytechinus pictus (painted urchin), 7838 nucleotides long. RefSeq names its product protein disulfide-isomerase A5-like. Gene Ontology annotation, molecular function: protein disulfide isomerase activity. Lineage: Eukaryota; Metazoa; Echinodermata; Echinoidea; Temnopleuroida; Toxopneustidae. The transcript has 24 exons. The coding region runs from base 65 to 2425 and encodes 786 amino acids. The record is from RefSeq and is a predicted model, not a curated record. Gene Ontology annotation, cellular component: endoplasmic reticulum. Gene Ontology annotation, biological process: protein folding.
CACAGGUACUCGAUUUGCGAGGCUCCAGCGCUAGCGUACAGUAUUGAUCGUUAAACGUGGCAAGAUGGCGAAGUUCCUGGGGAAAGUUUGCCGUGGAAUUACCACGUGCAUUUUGGUCAGCGUUUUGAUCUUUGCAACUGAUGCAGCAAAGAAGAAUGCUAACCGUAAACUUGUAGCCGACAUCACAGAUAUGAAGGAAUUCAAGAAGGAGUUGAGAACGCAUAACAACGUCAUGGUCUUGUUUUCCAAGGAUGCCAAAUCUGGGGAGAGCAUGAUGAACUUAUACAGUGAUGUGGCUGGAGAGAUGAAAGGUCUGGCCACAUUGGUCUUUGUUGAUUGCAGCGAGGCCAAGAAGCUAUGUAAAAAAUACAAGAUUUCACCCUCACCAACAGUUUUGAAACAUUAUAAAAAUGGUGAUUAUCAUAAAGAUUAUGACAGGCAAAUGAGGAAAAAGUCGUUAAUAAAUUUCCUUAGAGAUCCAGAGGGAGAUAUACCAUGGGAAGAAGAGCCAGAUUCUGACGAUGUUCUUCAUAUUGAGAGUACAAAGGAAUUUGAAAAGUUGUUAAGCAAGGAGAAAAGACCAUUGUUGACAAUGUUUUAUGCACCAUGGUGUGGUCAUUGCAAAAGAAUGAAGCCUGAAUUUGCAGGAGCAGCCACUGAACUGAAAGGAGAAGCAGUGUUAGCUGGCAUGGAUGUGGACAGACCAGAAAACAUGGCUACUAGACAGGUUUAUAACAUUACAGGAUUCCCAACAAUAUUAUAUUUUGAAAAAGGAAAAAAGAAGUUUGAUUAUGGUGGUGAGAGAACAAGACAAGGAAUUAUUGAUUGGAUGGAGGACCCUCAGCCACCCAAGGAACCAGAGAAGGAAGCAGAAUGGAGUGAUGAAGAAAAUGAUGUUGUUCAUUUAGAAGACAAUACUUUUGAUGAGUACAUUUCUAGCCAUGACUCAGUUAUGGUCAUGUUUUAUGCGCCAUGGUGUGGUCACUGUAAGAAGAUGAAGCCUGAAUAUGUAGAUGCAGCUGCAGAACUCAAAGAGGAUGGGUUUGAGGGAGUCCUUGCUGCUGUUGAUGCAACAAAAGCUAGAACUUUGGCUGAAAGAUUUGAAGUCAAAGGAUUCCCAACGCUUAAAUAUUUCCAGAAUGGAGAACAUGCAUGGGACUUUAAUGAAAGAACAGCAGACAAAUUUGUUGAACAUUUAAAAAAUCCUAAGGAGCCUCCUCCACCUCCACCCCCUGAACCUGCAUGGAGUGACAUGGAAUCAGAAGUAGACCAUCUUACCGAUAAUAACUUUAAAACUUUCACCAAGAAAAAGAAACAUACCUUAGUAAUGUUUUAUGCACCAUGGUGUGGCCAUUGCAAGAGAGCAAAACCAGAAUUUAUGGCAGCAGCUGAAAAUUUUAAGGAAGAAAACAAAGUUUCAUUUGCUGCAAUAGACUGCACAGAGCACAAAGAUUCAUGUACAGCAUAUGAUGUAUCAGGAUACCCUACAAUCAAAUAUUUCAGUUAUGGAAAGUUAAUGCAAGACUAUUCAAGUGGAAGGGAGGAAGCAGACUUCAUCCGCUUCAUGGAGAAUCAGCUGAGCCCUGGUGCUGCCCCUUCCCAGCCUCCACCCCCUCCACCAGAAGACUUCUGGGCAGAGCUGGAUGGAGGAGAGAAUGUCUUCCAGCUUGAUGAUGUCUCUUUUAUAAGCUUCAUUGCUUCAAACCCCUCAGUUUUGGUCAUGUUCUUUGCCCCAUGGUGUGGACAUUGUAAAAGGAUGAAACCAGCAUUCGCAGAGGCAGCAACAUUAGCUCGUGAGCAGAAACUACCAGGAAAGUUUGCAGCAGUUGAUGCCACUGUUGCUGUAAUGACAUCAUCAAAAUUUGAAAUUAAAGGAUUCCCAACAUUGAAAUACUUCAAAAAUGGAAAAGAAGACAUUGCCUAUUCUGGAGCCAGAACAGCAGACGCACUUCUUGAAUUUAUCAAAGACCCAGCCAGUGUACCACCUCCUCCACCCCCUGAGCCAGCUUGGAGUGACAUCCCCAGUGCGGUCAAUCAUCUGACCAGUCAGACCUUUGGUCCUUUCAUUCAGGAGAACACCCAUGUAUUGACCAUGUUUUAUGCACCAUGGUGUGGUCAUUGUAAAAAGGCCAAGCCUAGCUUCCAACAGGCUGCAGAGAUCUUCAAAGAUGUACCAGGCAGAAAGCUAGCUGCUGUUGAUUGUACUGUUGAAAAAGGUCUCUGUGAAGAAUAUGAGGUCAGGGGAUUCCCCACCUUCAAUCUCUACAGCAAUGGUGAGUUUGUAGAAAAGUACACAGGCGGUAGAAUGACAGAGGACUUUGAAGCGUACAUGCGAUUAACUCAACAAGAAGACACAACAGAAGAAACAGUAAAACAAGAUACUGCAUCGGAUAGUGAACAUUUAAAAGAGAAGAUUGAACUAUGAUAGAGUCAGAAUAAGUCAAUGAUAUCCAGUAGACCAAGGCCCUGUUGACAAAAAGCUUAGUAAUUGAUUAUAUAGCUGAAUUUUAAGAUUGAUCAUACACACUAGUCAAUGCAAUCAAUCGUAGUAAUCAGCCCUAUGAUCAGUUGCUGAGCUUUAUGUAACAGCACAGUUAACAAAUGUAUUCUUUCAUAAAGCUAUGUAAAGUUAUGAAUUAAUUUAUAAAGAUAUGAUAAAUAUGAUAAGCCAAUUGGGAUUCUCUAUCACCAGUUAUACCAAUUCAUAUUCCAGUCAUUCUGACAAUCAUUCAUAACUUGACAUUCUGCUCUAUGAAACACCCCCACAGAUCAGUUGAUUUGUUGCUUUCAUCAAAGUGUUGCAUCCCACUGUCAUGAGUUGGUCUUGUUCAGACUCUGAAUAUGGGAUUCAUAUGUUUGAUGCUUCUCUGAUGAGUUGGGUACUUUACAAAAGUUCAACAAUCAGCUUUCCUACUUGUAGUAUUUAAGGCCUGCCUAAUCACCAUUGGUAUGUCUAAUAUGACUUGAUGGUGAAAAGAGGCUAAGGCCUAAGCUAUGGUACCUCACUCUUGGUGGAAAGGAUUGGCCUUUUUUGUGGAUGUCAGUAUAAAAUUGAAUACAUUUGUCUACUUAUCUACUGUUUUUCAAACACGGAAGGUAUGUGUUUUAUAAAAAUAAAAAAUAGAAAAAGGUGUAGAGGGAUAGUAUUUUAUAAUCCACUACAUUAUCUAGACCACAACAACUGUUUGUAGUAUACUUUGAAGUGCCUUGCCCCAUCUCCAUCAUUCUCACACAUGCAUCAUUCACAUGACAAAUACCAGAGUACUGAGUAAUAGUUUCUUGUUGAUCAAGUGAACACCCAUUACUCAAUACAUUCAUUUUGAUACACUUGUAAUAGAGUCAAGUAGACAUUUUGUAUAUUAAUUUUAUUUAAACCAGUGAACUUGUAAUGAUUUGUAAUGAUAAAAAUCUGGCCAAUAACUGUUUUUUUUUAUAGAUACAUCAGACAGACAUUAGCCAUCAGCCUAUCGAGUUGUAUUUAGUGUAUUGUGAACCGUCUCGCUUAUAAACAAAGAGUGUAAGAAAAGUUUGACUUUUAAAAUAAUCAGAGGGAUUAAUUACUAGGUCCUAUUAUUGGGAAGGAUCAUUUCCACAAUUGAUAGCCAAUAAAACUGCCGAUCCUUAAUUCUUGAAUAAUUCUUUAUUCAGUCAAUUCUUGCAUCAGACCACAUCUCUGCUUAAUUGAUUUUGUUAAAAGAAUCAACAAAGAUUUUUUUUUUUUUAUUAUGAAAUAACAGGGAAUUAAAUUAGUUUAUUAAUUUUUUUUGUCAUGUGGAUGAGGAAAUGAGGGUAUUAUAGAAGCAAAAAAUCCUUGAAUUUGAAUGUAGACAAAACUACAUAAAAGGUUUACUAUGGCAGGCUACCAACAACCAUUUAGUGUUAUAUAUUUGUUCUUUAGUGUAUAUCUUUAUAUUUUUCUGAUAGAAUCUAUUUCCUUAUAGACCUUCAAGUCUUUAUUUUGAAUUAAUAUUAUUUUUUUUCUUGAAGUUCAUUACAUUUUGACCUGUAAUCUCCGAUUUCAUGCUUGUUUUCACUAUUGGUCACAAUUUGGGUAAAAAUGGGAAAAUGGUUUAGACUAAUGAAGUUUGAUAGGUUUAUUUGGAAUCAUAUAGGUUUAGUCUAGCAUUUGUUUCAAAACAAAAUCAUUGUUCUUAUUUCUCUUCUGGACUAGGUUGUUUUCUUUAUGAAUAUAUUUACUGAAGUGUGCUUCAGCAGGUUGUCUGCAUUUUCAAUAUUUUUAUCAAUAUUUUUUUGGGAGGAGCAUUAUCCAUUCAAUAAAGAACUACACACACAAAGAACAGUUUACAGAAAGUAGCUCUGUUGCAUAAAUAUCAUAUCCAGAACCAAAUGCAUACCCUUAUGAAGUUGUCUGUUAAUCAAAAUUGUUUACUUCCAAAUUAUAUAAUUUGGAUGUGUAACUUAAAGAGAUAAUGCUUAAUAUUGACAAUCGAUUGUAACUUUUUUACAUGGUUUGCCAUAGACUUACAGUAUACAAAUAGCGAAUAGGCAUGAGUGUGAUGGUGCAAGAUUUCGCAUAAGGUGAAAGAAAGAUACACUGUACUCUAUUCAACAAGGCGUUAGCUGAGUUGAAUAGAGUGCAUCCUUUUUUCACCAAUUGCGAAAUGUUGCACCAUUGCACAAAUAAGAAUAUUCACUAUUUGUGUUGUACAACACCUCAAAUGUUCGCAGAAAAUACGAACAAUAACAAAUUUUUCCUAGGUUUAGAAAAUUGAAAGAUAAAUGAGAGCAAAAUCCUUCAAACCCCCAUCUGAUCUGCAGCAGCAAUGCACAUUUUGCCAGUAAGCCUUAUGUGUUUUGCACUUGCAAUUAUUUACUCAGCGCAGUGAAUUAAAUCAUAUUGUGAUGUCAAAUCGUGCAAUGGUACAUUAUGGACGGUAAGUGUGCAAGGGUACGAUUGUUUGACAUUCAGCCUCCCAUUGCUGCGUACAACAAACUAAGUAGGCAUUGUACAGUUACACUUAAUUUUACAAGUGAUUGUAUAUUUUAUGUUACAAGACCCUGUUGUAAAUAAACAGGGAUAGGUGGGUUUCAAGAGGCUGUGGGUUGAAUAUAUUUUGAGUGACAAGUUACAAAGCCAUCUGUCAUCGGAUAUAUUAUUUUCAAAAAAAUAUUCAAAUAUGUAAGAAAAUGUCACAUUCAUGCUUAAUACAUACUUUGUUUUUGUUCUCCAGUGGAGAAAAUAAUAUCCAAAACUGUCUUUCAAAUAAAUAUGACCAACCUUACGCAAAGUGGAUUUUAUCACAUUGAUCAAGUAACUCUAAAAUGAGUGUUGUGGUUUUUGUUCUUUUCAAAUGACUAAUAGGCAUUGCUGUAAGAGGCAUUUAGUUAUGUGUAUAGAUUUAGGUAGUUAUUUUCUUUAGAAAAUAUAUGUUAGUUUUCAAUGAAGAUAUGUAUUUCUUCCUUUCUUCAGAAAAAAAAUGUUUUUUUUUAAUUAUGAUAUAAAGUUCUUAAUUUUUCUUUUCAGUUCAUGUCAAUUUCCAUACACAAGAUAUGUAUUAUAUAAACUCUACUUUGUCUUCCGCAUUUCUAUAGUUAUUACCUUAUUUAUAGACAAGGUAUAUUUAGCUGUAGCUUUGGCUAAAUACUGUUGCCAUUUGUAGAUUUUCCUGUGUACCAACAUAUUUUGGCAGUGUAUAAUUUCAUUUUUGUAUGAAGUACGUAAUACUCAUAUAUCAGAUGUGAAGUAAAUUUCAAAUGGUGAUUACUGUGCAUGACCCAUAUAUGGUUGGCUAUUCAAUUUGUCUCUCUAGACUUGAGAAUGGAGAAAUUACAUGAUAGGUCAGCUCUUUUAAUGGUCGUUGGUAGGAAACUGACAUUCAUGUGGUACAAACUUCCUGCUCAUUUUAAAAUACUGAGUAGUCAAGUUUUGAUGUAAUUUGACCAAACCAAUAUGCAAUUGAAAGUCCACCUGUUAGGUGUUUCAUAAAGCUGUUCGUAAGAUAUGAGCGACUUUACAAAUGACUGGUGAUCCUUUCUUAGGUGCUAAAUUAACAUGAAGGCUUGGUCCCACUGCACUUUCUGAUGCAGAGAGGAUGAAAAACGUAAAAGAAUCUUGCCAUCCAUUGGAAAACGUUAUGUAUCCAUUGUGUACUCUUUGCAUACGUGUUUCAUACGCUCUAUGUCCAUCGAGCAUUCGUCCACUGUGGUUUCAUUGUUCGCCCAUUUUGUCCAUUGUCUGGAGCUACCCCGAAAUUUUGCUUGUCCGCUGUAUCCGUUAUGAAUACAUUUUGUGUCCGUCGGCCAGUGGGACCAGGCUUUUAGUAAAAAAAUGGAUGCAUUUCACCACAAGUAAGGAUCACCAGUCAUUUUUUAGAGUCACUUGUAACUUAUGAACAGCUUCAUGAAACACUCACCUGGUUGGAUAGUUUUCCACAGGUUUUCUCUAGAUUGAAGCAUUUUGAUAGAGAGUAGUGCUUGGAAAGACUUGUGCACAGAAAAUCUUUGUUUUGAUUUGCUACUGUAUAUCAUAAAUCAUGAUUUUAAUUGCAGGAGCUUAGAAGAGCCACUGUUAUUCUGUUUUUGUAAUGAGUUUUUGAAAUUCUAUUUCAUUUUUUAUAAUCUACUCGUACAUGCAAGGUCUUCCUCUUAGAACUUUAUAUGGUCGAAUUUCAGUUGACUCUCCUAUGUUUCCUGAUGCAAUGAAGGUUACCAAUGACAAAAAUGUGAUUUCAUGUUGAAGUUUUGUAUUUGAUGCAAAUAUCAAGAAGAAAUAGAAACAGAAAAUUAUUGAAAUAUCAUGUUAUUAUGUGAAUGUCAGUUGGCAGCUUCAUGUCAAUGGCUAUGAUGUGCAUUAUUGUUAAUCCGGGCUACAUCAAACUGACUGACCAAAUUGAAAAGGCUUGUUUUCUUAUUUGUUAAAAAGGUAUAAAUCCAAAUAACCUUCUUUUUUAACACACAAGAAGAUGGAAACCCUAUACAUUUGUGUACUGAAUGAUUGUCACCAAAUUUAUUGUGGAUUCUAGGCUGAAUUUGUCCAUUGCAUUUUGUUAUUGAUGGUGAGAGUAAUGGUUCAGCCAAGUGCUUAAUUUCAAUAUGGGACUCUUCUUUAACUUCCAUCAUGUAACCUAAUUGAAAAAAAAAUGAAAAUGAUCAGUCUCGUAUUGAAUAAAGAAAAAGAUCACCUUAGUCGUUUUAUUAAGAAAGCAUGACGUAAAUUUUUGUCAUCUCUGUCCUGCAAGUUGAAAGAAAUGGGUAAAACCUCUUAAUGGUCGGAUUGCAUCUAAACAUGAGUUAUAGAUGUACUGAGAUGGUUGUCAUGUUUGUAUAUAUGCCAUAUUCAUGUACCUAUUCUUUUUUCUUCCUUUUUUUUUAAAUUUCAGUUGAAGCCAUUACAUGUGUGUAAACUUAUUUCUACAAUAUAAUUGUGAUUUUGUUUCUGCCAUUUUUAUAGAAAUAUGAAGAAGAAAAUUAAUGAAAAUAACACCUCAAAGAUAUUGAACGUAAAUGAUAUGUUGCCUACCCGCCCUGUCAAACAACUCCUUUAAUUAGACUUGAAUUUAUUCUGGCUAUAAUAUUUUGUAAUGUGCGUUUGUAGAAAGUCAGUUUGAGCGCUCUCUGUAUGUUGGACAUAAUUUGCACAAGCAGAUUACAUCAUGGAUACUGUUUUUGCUUAAAUUAUUCAUAUUUUUAUUCCAGGUGGUUUGCAGAUCAAUUAGGUCUGCAGUAGCAUAUGUAUAAAAUUUGGUUUAAAUAAGGUGUACUUAUUUCUUAUCUUGGAACACGUGCCUUGUUAUCAUUUUUCUCCUGAUAUCUGAUUUCUAUUCAUCGAAAGUGUUCUCUUUUUGUGAGAAGCAAUAAAAUAUAGUGAUGCAACAUAA